UACAUCAUAUUCUCAACAUGGGUUUAUCUACCAGCACAUUUUCAACGCGGAAGGCCAUGUUCAUCGUGAACAUCCUGGCCGUGAUUGGCGGUGCCCUGAUGGAGCUCUCUACCAUCUGCUCCUUUGAGAUGGUCAUCGCCCUCUUCUGCGGCAUCUUCACGGGCCUCACCCCCAUGUUUUUUAUGGCUAUUAGGAUAUCUUUAGGAUCGCCACCAUGGUAGUCAUGGACCACACUGGGCAGCAGAAGCUGCACAACAUGGUGGCCUACUGCCAAAAUGCAGACAAAUGUCGGCGUGCCACCAUCGCUGUGCAUUUCGACGAGGUUUGGGAUGACUAGGACUGCAAUGAGAUGUGUGAUAUCUGCCGCCAAGGCAACGACUACAUCACAGUGGAUAUCACCAAGCAUGACCGCGAGGUGCUUCUGAUCGUGGAGCUGGCCGGCUCGCUGGACGAGAAGGUGACCCCACUGAAGGUGUCCGAAACAUGGCUGGGCAAGGGCCCUGCCAAACGCCGGCAGAUGAUCCGUGUCACAGCUCUGACCCGCUUUGAGGCUUCACGGGCCUCACCCCCAUGUACGUAGGCAAGGUGUCCCCGACUCCUCUCCGCUGGGCAUUUGGAACGCUCCACCAGCUGGGAGUGGUGGUGGGAAUCCUCAUCGCCCAGAAAUCAUGGAUGACAGCAGCAUGGAUGACAGCGGCAUGUAUACCAGCGGUGGUGAAUCCCAGGCUACCACAAUAUUAUUCUCCAGGAGUGAGGGUGACUUUGUGUCGCCCUCUGAGUUUGAGGACGAUGGGCACAGCCCUCUUCCUUCUCCACCUCCACCUCCACCUCCACCUUCACCACCACCCCAGGGCUUGCUCCCCAGACAGCCCAGACUGUGGCUGGAGAAUGACAUGGAUGGCUAUCUUGGUGACGAGGAAGAUAGCGAUGAGGAUGAUAAUUUGUAAUUUUGUAUAUUCUUUAUCUUCUUCGGCCCUUAUUGCUUAGUUGUGCUUUUUAUAUUAUAUACUUUUAAUUACUUUUUCUG
Alosa sapidissima (American shad) is the source of this 1027-nucleotide messenger RNA. Its product is annotated as zinc finger and BTB domain-containing protein 12-like. Bases 669 to 947 code for a protein of 92 amino acids. Lineage: Eukaryota; Metazoa; Chordata; Actinopteri; Clupeiformes; Clupeidae. The transcript has 5 exons. The record is from RefSeq and is a predicted model, not a curated record.